AUAUGCAUAUGCAUAUGUAUAUGUAUAUGUAUCUAUUUAUAUAUCUAUCUAUCUAUCUAUGGUAUCUAUCUAUCUAUAUACAUCGUAUAUAUCUUUAUUCAUAUUUAUUUAUAUAGAGUAGGGGGGAGCGUACAUUCCUGUCCUCGUGUGUUGUGUGUGUGUGUGUGUGUGCCUGUCUGUGUGUGUGUGUGUGUGUGCGCGCGCGCGCGCGUGCGUAUGAGUCACGAGGAACUUUUAAUGUUAAUCAGAGUAUGAUUGGGCGGCUAUAGCAAAGAUUUCAAAGAUUUCAACUUUUCCAAGACCAGGGCGUCCACGUGUAACUAACAGCCAGGCAAGACAGACACUUUGGAAACGUAAGCGUACGAGACAGGGGGCAGGGGCAAUUAUCCCCUAGUGCUGGGGCAAAGUCUACCAUCAAAAUUAGUUGUAACCAAUGCAAAAUUACGUAGUGAUUCAUUUGCAGCUCUAUAUAGCUGUUUGGUAUUAAUGCUAAUAUGAAUAAAAGUUUGAAUCGAUUCGCAAUCGCAUCUGAUUUAUGUCAUGACUUCAUGAACGCAACGUUGUCAAACAAAAACAAACAAACAAAAACAAAAAACAACAAUAACAAAACAAAACAAAACCGUACCACAGUGAAAGCGAGUUUAUGAUACAGGGUAAGUGUCCAACAAAAGUUAAAUAUUUAAAUGUUUUGGAUGCAGGACUCACAAGAACCCUCGGGCGCGUGUGUAAAAAAUUGUGAAGGGGAGAGUCUAGACUGGCAAUCGAAUUUUUAGGGAGGAAGGGUCAUCCUCACCCGGGGAGGGGAAACACUGAAAAAAGAAAAAUUGCCUGGAACAAGUAGGGGUUUUGAGGCCCCGAACCCUCUGCAUGUGCCUAACCCACUGUUUUAGUCAGUUCGUACCUAAUUUGGUCGAUUCGUACCCAGGUCAUUUCAUACCAUUGCAAAAAGUCAUUUUGUACCAUAGUCAAUUCGUACCAUAAUCCAUUGUGAAAAGUAAUUCAUACCAUAAUAAUUUCGUACCCAUGUCAUUUCGUACCAUCUUUUAUUAAUGAUAUUAUAACAUAAAUUAUUAAUAAAUAAAAAUAAGUUAUAACUAUUAUUAUUUAAUAAUUUAUGUUAUAAUAUAAUUAAUAAAAAAAUGCCGUAACGGCAGGUUAACAGCACACAAAUUCGAUAUAACGACAAAGCGACCCAGGGACGAACGUGGUCGUUGUAACAAGGUCUGACUGUAUACAUAUAUAAGUUGUUUUUCCAUUAUGCUAUAUUGUUUUGGUCCUUUGUGUGUGCGCGCGCGCGCGUGUGUGUGUGUGUGUGUGUGCGACUAUUUACAAAUUGUAACUGUUAACCAAAAAAAAAAGAAAAGAAAAAAAAAAGCAAGUCACAAUUUUGAAAAGAAGGCCUAAUAAAUACAAAAAAUAUUUCCUUGGUCAAUUAUGUUUUGUUGUUUUUUAUCUUCGUGACAAAAAGACAGUACAACUGUUUUUAUCAUAUGGUCGAUUCGUUUGCCAUAUACUGGUACGAAAUUACUUUUUACAAUUGUACGAAAUGACUCGGGACUAGGGUACCAAAUGACCAGGCAGUAUGGUACGAAAUGACUAUGAUUCAAUUAACUUAAUUAAUUAGGUUAUAUGUCUACUGCUUGGGUGUGUUGAUUCGCUUCUUAUGCCAGUUGUAUUAGAAAAUGUUAACUUAUCGGCAAUGAGAAUUUAUUUGGUCAAAUGGAACCAUGGUCAAACAAAACCAUAACUAAGCCGAAGUGCUCCCUCCGAAUGUUUCAAAAGCACUCGGCAUUCUCCGGCCAUAGUACUGAAAAAUCCGUAUUCGACCGGUCCAAGGUAGGCUACUCCGAUGCCAUUAAAAAAAAAAAAAAGACCUCGAUUAUACAACUUCCCAAGAUAGAUUCCAUAAAGUUAUUGAUUAUUACUAUUUCAUAGAAACUAAGGACGAAGCAUGUCCCGAACUACAGCCAAAAGAAAGCAAAGACGAUGUUUUAAAACUUGAUGAUAAAAAGAAACUUCACACUGCUUAGAAUUAACUGAAGUACAAAAUGACAUCAACAAGUGCUGAAGAAGAUAUGGAAAGCAACAUGCAAGAAAAUAGCUGUGAUCACAGAGAUACAGACUUUUCCAAUGAGAAUGCUGCAGAAAAGUUUAACUUGCACAAGAAAGUCUUUGUUGGAAACCUGGGAUACAGAAUACAGAGGAAAGAACUAGCAUCAUUCUUUUCCAAGUUUGGAAAUGUGUAUAAGACUCACAUAGUUAUGGAUCACAUAAAACACCAUUCUAGAGGAAUUGCUUUUGUGUAUUUUAAGAGAACAGAAGAUGCUGACCGUGCUCUGCAGGCGACAGAUGAUGAACUUGUUUUAGAUGGAAGAGUUUUGCGUGUCCAUCCUGCAGAAGAAUCAAAGAGAACAUCGUUUAAGAGAUAUCAGUCGCUGCCCAAUUUUGACAAGAAUGCAAGUGAUGGGGAAUCACAAGCUGUUCGAGAGGUUGAAAACGGCAACUCCAAGCAAACUGACGUGACUGUUGACAGCAGUACAUCACCAGAUCAUGCCUUGAUGUCAUCCGAACGUGUAUCCAUGACCUUGAAUGACCUCUGUGAUGAACUACUUGUGGAAAUCUUUUCUUACUUACCUAUUAGAGAUAAAGCAAAAAUUGAACGAGUUUGUCACCGGUGGAGGAAUCUAGCAUUGCAGACUUGGGCAACUGUAAAAACUCUUCACUUUGUCAACAUGUUCCGUCAUUUUGGUGGUUUAGUGGACAAAAUGUUGAACUCCAUCCUCCAGCGGUGUGGAUCCUCCCUGAGAUCUCUUGAUCUGUCCGCCUCACCACGCCUUCUUACAGAUUACGCCAUGGACAUUAUAGCUAGAUACUGCCCAGACUUGAUCAAGCUGGAUAUAUCUGGAGUGGCUGCAACAAACAAAUCUAUUCAGAGCUUGUCCACAAAGUGUACCAAGUUGAAGUGGGUUAGGCUUCAGCGCUGUUUCAAUGUGGGUGAAAAGGGGUUGUGGUGGUUGUUGCAUAACUGCCAGAAUCUGGAGUAUCUUGACAUAAAUGGCAAUUCCAGAAUCACAGGAAAGUGUUUCCACAUGUUGGGGCAAACGUUAAAGACUGCUGUUUUGAGCAAUUGUUGUAGUCUGACAGAUGUGGCCAUAACUAAGCUGGGAGAGAAAUGCCCCGACUUAAAUACACUAUACAUAGACAGCUGUGUGGCUUUAACUGAUGUCGGCAUUAAGACUGUGUGUCAGAAAUUAUCUCACCUUGAAUUUCUUGCUGUUGGAGGAUCCUUUCCAUCAGUGGUCAAUACUGAAAGUUGGUUGGAAAUGCAACAUUUAACAAAACUGACGUACUUGAGUGUUUCUAGUAAUUUGGACAUCACUGAUCAAGUUUUAACAGCUGUGUCAAAUAGCUGUUUAUCACUCAGACACGUGGACAUAAGCAGUUGUUACAGAAAUGUAACUGAUGUUGGUGUUCAAGCAUUAUCACAUCUGGAACAUCUAGAAGUUCUCAAUAUUAGCUACCUUCACUUGGUGACAGAUGAAAGUCUUUACCUUGUUUCCCUUAAUGGUCGGUUACAAAAAUUAACAGCUAGGGCUUGCAGUAAGAUCACUGAUAAAGGUGUAGAGAGUCUGGCCGAACGCUGUGAGAACCUGACCCACCUGGAUCUGAGUGGAUGUCUGUAUAUAUCCAACAUGGCACUCAAAGCUUUCAUUCACAGUCAUCAGAACCAACAAUUAGACCUUGUUUUAGGAGGUACGAGUGUUGUGUUACAAGAAGUGACUGUACCAGCACACAUUAUAAUCAGUCUUCAUGAUCGGUCCGUGUAUCACCUGCGACCAGACAGAGAACUCCUGCUACCAGAACAUAACAGUGAUGAAGAUGCAGAAGAAAAUGACUAUGAAGACCGCCCGUUACAAAAUCGAGCCUACAUGCCAGCUGGUAUUGAGGAGAUAGAAGACCCGUGGCUGGAGGAGGAGACUGGGUUGUUUAGUGACCUUCGAGAUGACUAUCUCCUGGGUGAUGACCCACUGGCUGAGGAAGCCUGGGAUCUCACAUGAUACACUCUUGGUACCAAGUUCAUGUCUGAAAGCUCAAAUGUGGAGAUUUGUUCUAUCUGUUACCAUGUUCAAAUUAGGAAUCGUACUGUUAAACUGAAAUUCUUCUCGUCUUUUUUUAAUCUUUUAAAAAAAAAAAACAAUAUUUAUUCACAUUUGUAUUAAUGUUGGGGAUUGACCAACAGGCGAUGCCUAUAUUAAGGUCUCUCCCAUUCUUCUAUUAAAAAUAACAUGAAAAGAUCAGCAAUUUUCAUCAAACUAUUGUAAUGUUAUUACAUUAUGCAGACACUGACAGAAUAAUCCUUAAAUAGGUGAUGGAAAAUGUCUUUUAAAAAGUCAUGGAAUGUGGUUGAUAAAGUGUUUGAACUCUGAGCAUUUUGGCUUAAGCUAGUUUCCUUUCCUUGUAAAGUUAUAUUGAAAACUAUUUCCGGGAAACACUUUAUUACUGAGUAAUAGGCCUCUGGAGGGGACUAGAGGCUUUGUCUUGUCUGUCCCACAAAGAUUUUCUUGAAGCUUUGGUCUUCACAGUGCCUCAAUAUAUUGAGGUGAAAGUUUGUGUAUAGCUUUAUCAUGUAGAGUUACAAAUCAAGUGUGACUUUAGUAGGGAUUGGACAUUUUUGACAAAGUUAUGGCCCUUGGAAGUAGGAGAUAUGAAAAUUAGUUGGUAGAGGAUAUGUAUUACUUAAGCCUUACUGUCAGAUGCUUUUAAAAGAAAUGCAUUUUGAAGGAUGACUUAUUACGAGUCUGACUAAAAUACCUUUGCACUUUCAAUUAAGAAGGGGCAGGACAUAAAGCGCUCGCUUGAUGCAUGGUCGGUUUGGAAUCGAUCCCUGUCAGUGGGCCCAUUGAGCUAUUUCUCAUUUCAAGCAGUGCACUACGACUGGUAUAUCAAACAUCAUGGUAUGUGCU
Molecule: messenger RNA, 4964 nt
Organism: Gigantopelta aegis
Lineage: Eukaryota; Metazoa; Mollusca; Gastropoda; Neomphalida; Peltospiridae
Product: F-box/LRR-repeat protein 2-like
Exons: 22
Coding region: 2049-4058 (669 amino acids)
Biological process (GO): SCF-dependent proteasomal ubiquitin-dependent protein catabolic process
Cellular component (GO): SCF ubiquitin ligase complex
Molecular function (GO): RNA binding; protein binding
Source: RefSeq, a predicted model, not a curated record